UAGGCAACCCGUUGCGACAUGUAAACAACCAGGAAGUGUUUUUUUUAUUGAAUUUAAGGUUUCGAUUUAAGGAAAAACGAAAAUCUGUCAUCGGAUGUUUAGCUAGCAUUUAGAUGCUUCACAAUGCCAAAAAUUCAGAAGUCCUUACCGGAUUACCAGGCGCUUGUUCGCUGGACCGUUCAAGAUGUCAUAAAUUGGCUUCACGACAACAAAUUUGAUGCCUGUGUCAGUGCCUUCCGACAAUGUGGAAUUGAUGGGAACAAAUUUGUGCACUCUGAAGAGCCUGAUCUGAUAAAUAUUGGAAUAAAAAGACCCAUAGUACGGGAAAUAAUGGAGCAGUUGAACACGGUUGGUCGUCCGAGGAAUAAUAUGCGGGUCGGGGCACAAGUCGUGCAGCCCCCCUCACAUCGAACUGUGGUGACCAAUGAUGAUGCAGAUUCCGAUGAGGGCUGGGAUACUGAUGAGUUUCAAGAAGAGUCAGAUGAAUCAGUCCCGCCCUCCCCAAUGGCUCCACCUAGGCCUAAUCGCACAGUGCCAACAAAAAAUGGGCUUCGUGAUAGCCCGUCUCUUCCAAGACAGCCAGUCAUGGCACCAGAGGCAGACGAAGUGUAUACGGAUCCAGACGAAAGCGGGUCCAAGCCUCCUCAAAUCAACUCGCUCCCCCCUACCACGAGGACCAAUCAAAAGCGAGUACCGGCCCCGAUACACAAAGAGGAACCGAUGGCUGAGGAGUUGUACGAAGACCCUGAUGAUAAGCCCAGCGGUCCUCCCAUCCCUAGUCCCGCACCACAGAGAGCGCCACCUAUUGGCAAGCGUAGCCUGCCUGCGCUGCCCCAGGAGGAGGAGGAGAACUAUGAAGACCCAGACAGCAAGCCACAAGCCCCACCCCCUCCCAGGGCCAAAGGCAAGGCUGCCCCGCCCCCUUACACCAAGGUCAAUAUUCAGGACAAGCCUAAACCACCGUCCCUUGCCAAACUACCGAGUCGACUGUCCAUGCAAGAUGAUACGCCAGACUAUCUGGAGCCCCUAGAGGAUCUCCCACCCCUACCCCCCACCAGGAGCACAGCCCCUCCGCCAAGAGCCACACUCCCUCCUCCCAGGGGCGGAGAUGUACAUAAAAAGCCUUCUGUACCGGCCCAAGAGGAAGAGACGUACGAGGAGACCACAAGUGAUGCCUUGGAAGACUAUGAAGAACCGGACGUGGUUGAACCGCCCAAGAGAGUGGGGCCCACAUCCCUUGGUAACAACCCUUCAAGGGCGCCACAACUUCUGGUUAGCAACACUUCAAGGGCUCCCCCAUCCCCAGUUAGCACCAGAUCAAGGGCACCCCCACCUUCACCAAGUAACACUUCAAAGGCACCCCUACCAUCACCUAACAACAGUUCAAUGGGGCCCCCACCUCUGAUUAGCAACAGUUCAAGGCCACCACCACCCCCAGUUACCAACACCAGGGCGCGUCCACCUUUGAUUGAGCAAGAAACAUAUGAGGAACCUGAUGCAAUGAAAAAUCCACCAUUUCAAGAAGAAACCUACGAAAUUCCUGAGAAAGAAGAGGAGCAGGAGCAGUACUUGGAAAUGGAACAUGAUAUUCCCCAGACCUUGGCACCGGUCCCUAUCCCUUCUAGAACCACACCCAGCGUCCUUACUGGGAGAUCACGGGCCCCGGCCCCUAUUCCUGCCCAGACACCCAUUAUUAGUGAGACCUGUUUGGUACCCAAGAAAUCACAGAUUCCUUCCCCUGCAGGAGAAGACUAUGAAAAUGAAAUGGAGAAACUUAAAGCUGCACCAAAAUUACCGGUUCAGAAGAGAGUUUUGCCCCCACCCCCAUCCACACAGAUUGAAACUCCAGCACCACAGACAAUUGGAUCAAAAGAACCGACAGAGGCCCAGUUACUGUUGCAGAGGUGGUACCACGGCAGUAUGUCUAGAGAUGAGGCCAAAGAAAAACUGUUUUCAUAUAAUAUGGAUGGAAUGUACCUUAUUCGAAGAAGUGCCAAGAAUCCUUCUCAGCCAUUUACCCUGCAGAUAUACUUUGCAAAGAACGAUUUCAACCUUCCAAUCAGAAAAAGUGGCUCUGGCUAUCAAGUAGGAGCCAACACACAGACAUUUCCUUCUCUACUAGAAAUAGUUAACACCUUCAAGAAAAGUCGACUUGUACUCAACCAAACCAUACAAACCACUUUAGUGAAAUCUCUACCAAAAACUUAAAAACAAAUUGUUAUUGUAUAUAUUCAUUUUCUCAUCUUAAUAUUAUUAUGUCAAGAACCCAUUGCAUGGACGCUUGGAAAAACUAUGCAAAUUAUUUUUGUUUUUGCAAAUAUUAUUUAUGUGCAGAGAUGGUAUCAUAGAGACAACGGUUCUAUUGUGUGUAAUGCGCAACCAUGUAAAACACGCGUCUACUAUUAAAAUUAAAACUCGGAGAUAAACACUUUGCUAUAUGCAUAGUAUACAACAUGUAUCUCAGCCUUUCAUUAAAAAAAAUCAUGUUUUAGUUUUUGUUUAAAACUUUUAAUAAAAGGAUAGGCAAAAUAUGUUGUCACUGUUUUUAGAGCCCGUAUAUUGAAUUAUUUUCAGAAAAAAAUAUUGUUUUUGACCUCAAAAGAUAAAUGUAUCAUGUUUGACCUAAAAAAAGAAACUUCUGCAUACUAACUAUACCGGGGUAUUUGGUCAUUUUGUAUUGAACUAUUACACGCCAACAAUUCUUUAUUAUAUUACACCAACCAUUAAUUAUUAGUGUUACAUGUUUACUAUAAUAUCAACUAUUUAUUGUUACUGUUCCUUGUUUCCUAUAACACCAACCAUAAUUUAUUGUUGUUUCUUGUUUACUAUUAUACCAAGAAUUAAUUAUUGCUGUUUCUUGUUUACUAUUACACCAAGAAUUAAUUAUUGCUGUUAAUAGUUUACUAUUACACCAAAUUAGAAAAUAUUAAUUGUUGCUGUUCAUUGUUUACUAUAUCACCAUACUACUAUAGUAUGUACAUGGUAUAACUAUCAACUGUUACUUGUUUUCUAUUACAACGACCUUUACUUUAUAAUUGCUGUUACUUGCCAACUAUUACACCAAUAAUUAAUUGCAUGUUGUUGUUACAUGUUUACUAUUAAACCAACAUUAAUUGGUGUUGCUACUUGUUAACUAUUACACCAACCAUUAUUUAUUGAUGUUACCUGUUCAAACCAAAGGGUUAUUAUUUUUCCAGAUCUUACAAACGACGGGUGCUUAUCAUUGAUCUGUAUGAAAAUGUCAAGAAAUACAACCUAAUAAGUAUAUGAUCAUACAUUGUCCAUCAAAAAACAGACUGGUCCAUGAGCCUUCAUAUUAUGACCAAUCCUGUAAGUUUAUUGAUGGACUAUUUGGAAGAUAUACAAUACUUUUUAUAUUGCUUCAAACAUACAUUGCUGUGUUUUUGUCACAUUUAAGUUUAUUAUCGAGAUAUCAUGAAAAAUUCUGACUAUUAUUGAGCAACCAAUUGCAUUUAAAGGGAUUUAUUCACAGUUUGGUAAAAUUACAAAUUAAAAAAAAUUGUCAUAUAUAGAAAUGUACGACAGGGAACAACAGGUUACACUCAACUCUUUUUAAGUACCAAACAUCACAGGCCUGAUUGUAGAUGUUGACGUUUUAGUUGUGAACAUAAAAUACUUAUAAAAAUUAUAUACUUAAUAUUUUUAUGUUUACAAUUUCAUAAUUUAAACUCAUCAUUCAUCAUAAAAAUGUAAAUAAACAAUCUAUAAUAUAUAUUUUUGUAUAAUUUAUUUACCUUAUAACAGUUGCUUUUAUUCUUAUAAAAGGACUUAUCAAAAGUAUGUAAUUCAAUUUUUUUUAAUCAUUUACAGAUAUGAACAUUUUUAAGAAAUGCAUUUUUAUAUUGUUUGUAAGAAAAUGCUAAUUGGUACAAACAAAAAAUACAUUUCUAUACAAGCUUAUUUUCAAUAGAUAUCACACAGGAACUCUAUUAUUAAAAUUAUACAUUUUAUUGCUGUUGAUGCGUUUUUAUAUUGUGAAUGGUAGAAUGACCUUUAAAAAGAAAUAUAAACGAUUUCUGCAAAGUAGUGUAUAUUUCAACAUAUACAUGUUUAUGAGCUCUUUAUCUUUAAUAGCCUGUAUAUUCUAUGACAGAAAGCAAAAGGCAGAUUGCAAGAUUUGUCAUGUUACAAUCAAAUUAUGGAUUAGCAACUUAUUUUUCAAGAACAAAGAUACUGGGUAGAGCUAUUUAUGUGCUCUGAAUUCGAGCAUAGAUUUCUGUAUGUCUCUGUAAGACCAAAAAUUUUCAUGCAGUAAUGUUAAAAAAGUUGUUAAAUAACUCAUGUAUUCCACUGAUAAGCAUUUCUGUUCUUUUUAAACCAGAAAAUACAAAGUUCUUUGACAGAUAAGGUAAAACCAAUAAUAUUUUGCAAAGUUGCACAACAAUUGUAACAAUUUAAAAAUAAAUGUUUUUAAGGGAUCAGGGUUAAAGGGUAAUUACUUAACCAGGCUUUUAUUAACCUAUAUAUCUCUGUUAUGAUUAUGUUUUAAUGAAAGUAUCUUUACAACAGAAAUGUUGGUAUGUCAAACAUACAUCUUAUUUUGUUAUUACUUAACUUUGCUAUUUUAACCUCGCUUGCAUUUGCUAAAGUUGUUAUUUUGUUUUAUAAGAUUUUAACUUUUGUAUGCAUUAAAUGUCUUAUAAAAAUUGAAA
Messenger RNA from Dreissena polymorpha, 4673 nucleotides. RefSeq lists its product as uncharacterized. Gene Ontology annotation, molecular function: protein binding. Lineage: Eukaryota; Metazoa; Mollusca; Bivalvia; Myida; Dreissenidae. The coding region runs from base 124 to 2208 and encodes 694 amino acids. The transcript has 23 exons. The record is from RefSeq and is a predicted model, not a curated record. Gene Ontology annotation, biological process: intracellular signal transduction; cell surface receptor protein tyrosine kinase signaling pathway.